UCUCCCUCCGUGCCAGGGCCCAGGCUGGGUGCUGAGACUGAGAGUCUCAAGGUUAGUGAGACAGAAAAUCACAGAGACAUGGAGACAGGGACUCUCACACAUAAGGAGAUGGAGAGUCUGAGAGACGGAGAGGAUGGAGAGACACGGAGUGGAGGAGAUGGAGAGUCUGAGAGAUGGAGAGAUGGAGAGGCGCGGAGUGGAGGAAAUGGAGAGCCUGAGAGACGGAGAGAUGGAGAGAUGCGGAGUGGAGGAAAUGGAGAGUCUGACAGACGGAGAGAUGGAGAGGCGCGGAGUGGAGGAGAUGGAGAGUCUGAGAGAUGGAGAGAUGGAGAGGCGCGGAGUGGAGGAGAUGGAGAGUCUGAGAGAUGGAGAGAUGGAGAGGCGCGGAGUGGAGGAAAUGGAGAGUCUGAGAGAUGGAGAGAUGGAGAGGCGCGGAAUGGAGGAGAUGGAUAGUCUGAGAGACGGAGAGAUGGAGAAGUGCGGAGUGGAGGAGAUGGAGAUUCGGAGAGAUGGAGAGAUGGAGAAGUGCGGAGUGGAGGAGAUGGAGAGGCGCGGAGUGGAGGAGAUGGAGAGGCAGAGAGAUGUAGAGGCAGAGAGGCGCAGACUGGAAGAGAUGGAGUGUCCCAGCGAUAAGGAGAUGGAGCAUAUCCAUGGUGUAGGAAUGACAAUGGAUUCCGAGUCGAAUGGUCCUGGAGUGAGAGCCAGUAAAAAGCCCACACAGUUGGAUCCUGUUGAAGGUACAGAGCAGAACAACUCAGAAUGUCAGCCUGACACAGACACAGCGGGCUAUCCUGGAUCAGAACAGCAGAGUCCAGGCCAGAAGGACCUCAAACUCAGCCCCAGAGACUUGCUGCUCCGCAGCACACAACGCAACAACAAUGUGGUGCCAGCUCACAGGACAGAGAGCAGCCCAGGCACAGCACUGAGUGCAUCUGUGCCCAUGGAGGAGGUGGAGAGUCCAGUCUUUGAGUUGGAGCAAGAUGCUGUGACAACGGACUCAGGUGGGACAGAGAGUGUGGCACAGGAACCAGUCGAAGAGACCAGGGACACUGAGGAGAGCGAGAAGGACACACAGCAGGAACCCAAAGAUUCCCAAAUGCAGGAAGAACCUGACAGACCAAAGAGCAUCGACUUCUCCUUCUUGAUGGCCCGGCCUCCUCGAUCUGACAAAUCGGAUGAGGAAGAGGAAGUGGCCAAGUCUCCAAGGUUGGAAGGAGCCAAUCCAAAGGGAGCAGGGCCAGGCCGGAGAGUUCAACUCUUCCCAGGAAUGGACUCCUCCUUCAAGAAACGGAUAAAGUCACGGAAUAAAUCAGCCAACGACAGUGAGGAUCCAGACACAGCCACAGCGCCCAUGCAACGUUCCAAAUCACUGCGCUUCCCCGUCCAGAUAGGACAUGCCUUCCGGAAGGUGCUUCCAGGAAAAGCUGAAAAAACUGAAAGCAGGUCGGACAAUUCCAGCCCCAGCUGGCUACAGGCACUCAAACCCAAGAAAAAGAAAUGACAUCCAUCUCCACAUGAUGAUGUGAUAAUCACAGCCGUCCAUUGAUUUACCGGCCGAGUGAUGGGAGCUGGAGCAUGGUGUCGCCUGCCCUCUGAGUGGGAGCUGACUGCAUGCAGGAGACUCUCGGGUUAACCAGCUCCCGGGUCCAUUGAUUCUGUAAUAACCGGCUCAGUGCCUCAGGCUGAAUGAAUUCUAUGCACUUUGUCUCAAUGUGUUUUCCCAGACUUUCCUCUUAGCCUCAAAGAUUUAUUUUACCCAGAAACUAUUUCUAUGCAUUUUUAAACAGUCUUUUUUUUUAAAAGGAAGAUUCUGCUGCUUUCGGUGAGCUACGCAUGUGUACUCUGCUGCUGGGUGGCUUUCCGUCAAUCUCAGAAACCAAAGCACACAUGACUCAAUUUUAUAAUAAAUAUUCACUUCACAACCAUAA
Stegostoma tigrinum is the source of this 1928-nucleotide messenger RNA. RefSeq lists its product as uncharacterized. Gene Ontology annotation, cellular component: heterochromatin; nucleus. The transcript has 7 exons. Lineage: Eukaryota; Metazoa; Chordata; Chondrichthyes; Orectolobiformes; Stegostomatidae. The record is from RefSeq and is a predicted model, not a curated record. The coding region runs from base 134 to 1501 and encodes 455 amino acids. Gene Ontology annotation, biological process: cellular response to ionizing radiation; double-strand break repair.